CGAAAGUUAAGUCUGCAGACAGAACCCGGUCACGGAGACAGAGAGGAGCUGCUGCUGCGGGAGACAUUCUCAAGCUAAGCUCAACAUUUCUUCACUUUGGCUUUGGGUUUGUCAAUUAUGACAAGUGAAUCCUCCCUCAUUAUUUCUACGAUGUCCACGGUCAUGACACAUUUUGACUGCAGCUGGUGACUUAGCAAUAUGAGCGUAUCACCAUGUCAGCUGCCAAACUUGAUCCUCUUACAACAACAUAUGACCUCAAAUUUGUAUGCAUUCAAUGCUCUGUCGAGGAGAAAGAAAUUACCUACAGGUUAAAACCAGUCCAACACCAGUGUGCACGCAAUCUCCUGCUCUGCAGAGCCAAGUGUGGCAGCAAAUGGAGGCCUGUGUCAAAGAGGCCCACAUUUCCAAAUCCCAGUCGGUAUGAGGUGUGUUGCUUCUUUAAGGAGGGUAAAGGCUGCUCACACCACAAGAAUCGGUGCACCUUUGCCAGAAGUAAGGAAGAAGCUGAUGUUUGGACAUUUGAGAAGUAUCACAGAAUCAACCAUGCGUUGCUCUGUAAAUUUAUAGCUCAGUCUGACAGAGGAGCUGAUUCCCCUGAUGACUGUGAACCUCUGGGUGGCCUCCUGCCAGUUCUAGAUUUGAAGGCUGCAUGCAACCUGUGUACUGUCAAAGAGAACGAAAUAUCCUACACAGUUCUGUCAGUGAGUCACAAGUGCAGGAGAAAUCUUUUUUUAGCCAAAGACAAAUUCUCUGUCUUCUGGAGGCCUGUCUCUGAGCCGCCUACAGGUGGACAAUUUGGUCGUAAUGUCUUUUUCCAAAUGUGUCACUUCUUUGUGGAGGGCUCUGGGUGCACACAACACGGGAAGACCUGCACCUAUGCCAGAAGCGAUGAAGAGGCCACUGUGUGGAACUAUUUGAAAGAUAAACGCAUUAGUAGAGAGGAGUUCAUCCGACUUGUAAUUGAUUCUGAACCGAUUUCAAUCACACCGGAGAGUACAGCGGAAAGCAUUCUCCAGCAGUUUCCAGGUGAAUUCAUUGAGCUCUGCAAAAACUGCUUUAAUGACAAGCCACAGCAACUAACACCCAAAAGAUGGAAUGCCACUUGCUCAGCAGAUGCAGCACACAUCUGGGACCCAGUCUUAGUUCAUCACCUGUCAGAGAAUAAGAGAAAGCACGUUUACAGCCAGGUGCGCCCCCUCCCCCAGAAAUGUCAGUUUGAGUACUGCAGUCAUGUCAUGGAAGGGAAGCCCUGCUGGCACCAGGCCGGUUGCUGCCAGGCCGCCCAGAGCGAAGUGGAGAUGGCGGUGUGGAAAGCGGAGCACAGCGGUCUCUCCGUGCGGCCCCAGGUCCUGCAGCUGAGCCGGCUGCAGCACCCGGUGCAGCGGCAGGUCACCAUGUACUGCAAAGUGUGCCUGCUGGUCCUCUCCUCUCCGGAGAGCUUCUACAAGCACUGCUCCUCUCUGGAACAUGCCCAGCUCCUCUCUGAGGACACCACCACCAGGUGGAGGGGACGGCAGCCUCCACACAACCAUCGGUCUGAGUUCUGGCUCUGUGAGAGACCACAAACAUGUGAGUACGGCAACAAGUGCCCCAAAGCUCACUCUGAGGAGGAGCUGAAGGAGUGGAUGAUGCGAGCUGCAGAGGAGAAGGAGAUCAGACAGAACAUCGGAGACCAGGGUCUCAUGUGCUAUAACGAAAAGCUGCUGGAGGAAUACAAAAACAGCAGCAAUGAAGUUCACAUAUUAUCAGACCAAGUGAACGAUGUCAGCAUCUCCUGUGAUGGAGAUUUGACUGUGGAGUGCGAGCAGAUCAAUGAAACACUGCGAUGGAACUUUCAAGUUGAAACAGAGAGACAGCUGUUGCACGUGGCGCUGCUAAAGCAAGAACCAGGAGCCUCCUUUACGCUGGGUGACAUCAGUUCGGAGCCCUGCAUCUACUCCUCUGGUGAACAUUUUCUCACUGACGACACGACCUAUGACAUCACCGUAUCUUUCACAUCCAUCAACCCAGGCCUGUUUGACCAGUGGUUAGUACUAGAUUUUGCCAUGAGACCAGUGCUCUUGAAGAAACUCUGGGUUAGAGUAGGCAAGCUGUCAUUGGAUGACGUUGAACAACCAACAGUGACGUUUGGAUCCACCUUUCAAAGUGCUGAGCGCUGGCAUCGAGGGAACAGGGUAAUCAUUCCAUGUUCUUCCAGGACAGAAGAACAGGAAGAGCUUUUAAAGAAGUACAAGCCUCCACAGAUGAGCUUUCUCUAUAAAUCCUCCUACAGCACCCAAACACCUCUGAACAGUGACAACUACAAAGAAAGAAUGCACCAGUUCCUGUAUGACGAGGAGCGGGCAGAGGACCAGAUUGUUUCAAGGUUAAAUGUGUGUGGAGAAAUUACAACAGUGGACACGUUGAACAGUACAAAGUUUGGCAUGAUGAUAGCUCCUUGGGGAGAACUGUUUUGUGCCGUCUCCAUUCCUUGUAAUCUCACUCCAGACACCCCUGAGGGACUGGCACUGAAACGCAGCAUCCAGUCUGCCCUGAUAGCCCCUUUAUCUAGAAGUGGUCAGAACUCCAAGGUCUAUGAAGCCAGCAUACAGAAAGACCAAACAAGUGAGAACACCAUGUAUUUGCAACUGUCUAAAAAGUGUUGCUCUGAUCUUACACUCAAAAGCAACGAGUCGUAUCAAAUGGAGGUGCAGUUCCAGCUCAAUCGUUACAGCUCCUGCACAAUGCACAAGGCCAUAGACCUCCUUCCUGAUACAAAAAUAGUGCUGCCAGACCUUAAACACUGUGGAGUUCCUGUGAAUAACAUCCACCAUGAGAAGCUCAACCCAAAGCAGCAGUCGGCAGUUGAUUUUAUCACAGGAAGCUCCAAUGCCCAAAAGAAUUCAGCACCACUCCUCAUCUACGGACCCUUUGGAACUGGGAAAACAUUCACCCUUGCUUUAGCAGCCCGAGAGCUGUGUAAGCUGCCUCACAACAAAGUGCUUAUUUGCACCCACACCAACAGUUCUGCAGAUCUGUACAUCAGAGAUCACUUCCAUCCAUUCAUCAACAAGAAAAACGAUGGAGAGAGACCCAUUCGAAUAAAAAAGAACAAACAAGGGAAAGCUUUGUUUGCCACAGAUGAGAUCACUUUGAAAUACUGCUUGCUUUCAGAAGACAAACAGUUUUUUUUACCACCUACAAAAGCUGCUCUAGAUCAGCACAAAAUAGUUAUAACAACCACCGCAAUGGCAGGAAGUUUUAAUGACCUAAAUCUCCCAGAGGGAUAUUUUACCCAUAUACUGAUUGAUGAAGCCUCUCAGAUGCUUGAAUGUGAAGCCUUGAUGGCCCUUGGCCUUGCCGGUCCACAAACCAGAGUUGUUUUGGCUGGAGAUCACAUGCAAAUGGGACCCAAGCUUUUCUCAGUGGAUGACCAUCACCGUUCAAAUCACACACUCCUUAAUCGCCUCUUCCACUACUAUCAAGGCCAAAAGUGUGAUGCUGCUCAGAAUAGCAGAAUCAUUUUCAGUGAAAACUACCGCUCAACCAAAGAGAUUGUGGAGUUUGUGUCCACCAAUUUCUACGUCGGUAAGAAUGACGUUAUCAAAGCUAAAGGAGAUGUUCCGCCUCCUGCAAAUGGCCAUGCCUUAAAGUUUCACCAUGUUAGGGGAGAAUGUCUCUUGGACACUGGGUCUAUGUCUUGGUGUAACAAAGAAGAAGUUGUCAAAGUGGCUGAAGCAGUGAAAGAGGUUCUCGAAGGGUGGCCAUCGACAUGGGGGCCCAAGGACCCAAGCUCAAUCUGCGUUCUAUCAGAUGGAUGUCAGGUCUGGCAAAUAAGGAAAGCACUUUUGAGAAGAGGCUUGAAUGGGGUCCAUGUUGAGAAUCUUGCAAACGUGCAAGGUAAACAGUUCAGGGCAGUCAUAAUGACUGCUGUGCAAACACGUGACAGCAUAAAGACCUCUCACCUACCUGGUCUGGAGCUGUUCAAUGAUGCGCGUGUGUUAAACACUGCAAUGACCAGAGCUCAGUCCCAGGUGGUUGUGGUUGGAGAUGCUGCUGCCCUCUGUUGCUUUGGGAACUGCUCAAAAGUCUGGAAAAGCUACAUAGAUCAUUGCAUCAGCAACGAAAGUGUCACACCAAAGCAUUUCACCAAGGAUUUCUUCAUGAAAGAUGUCAUGGAAACGACAAGGUUUCAGAAGCCUGAACAUGUUGAUGAGAGCAGCACUCUCAGCGAUGCUAUUCUUCAAGAGUUAAAAGAUGACUAUGAUCUCCUGAAAACAGAACACAAUUCAGAUGAGGACAGGUGGGAAUGUAAAGACUUCAACCACCAUCAGUCAAGAUCAUCACACAAUAUCAGUGAUGUUGAUGCAGAUCUUUUUGAGUUGACCAAGAAACAUCCAGGCAAGUACAAGCACGGAAAGUUGGUCAGAGAGUCAUUUAACAAAGGUUAUGUUGUACCACUUGACAACCCCACCUUAAAAAUACACAUCAAAGGAAGAGAUAACCUGGGUAAGACCUUUACUGGAGAUGAAGUGCUCUUACAAACAGGGAAGGUGAUCAGCAUCACAAAGGAAUCUGAAUCAGCCCGUGAGCUUGUGUGUCUGCUUGAGGACAAGGAUCACAGCAAACCCGGACACAAUUCUGAAUGCACAUUUAUCACAAGAACGAUGAUGCCCAUUGCAAAAUCUGAACCUAAAAUAUGCAUACUUAUCAGCAAGAAAAAACGUAACUUCAUUCCAAUAUGGGAAAAAAUGAAUGAUCAGUGGACGAUUGCAACAUAUCAACAUCUUGAUUCAAAGCUCAAACAGAACAAUGUAUUUGUGGUGCAAGUGAUUGGAUGGAAAGAAAAUUGUUAUCUACCAUUAGGGAACGUCAUAGAUAUUAUUCCAAUCGGAAGUUCUUUGUUUGAUGGACUACAGAUCCUGAAUAAAGAAUUCAAAGUCAAACCCAAUACAUGUAAUGCAAGACGAAGAGACGAAGAAGGGACAGACAGAGAGAACUUAAGCAACACGAUCACUUUCACUGUUGACCCCGAAGGAGCAAAAGACUUGGACGACGCCAUCAGUGUCAGAGAAAUUGGAGAGCAUGAGUAUGAGUUGGGAGUCCAUAUUGCAGAUGUGGCAAGCUCUGUGGACCCAGGUUGUGAAUUGGACAAGGAGGCACAACAACGUGGUGUUACAUAUCACUGUGGCAGUGUUAGUGGACAACCUUCGCACAUGUUCCCCGAAGUGUCCAGCACCAAAACCUUCAGUCUUCGGUCGGAUGGCGAACAACGCAGGGUGGUUUCCUUAAUGUUCAAAGUAAACAAGAACACAAAUGAGAUCAAUGGAAAGCACAAAUUUCAGCUGUCAUCGAUCAAGUCUAACAGGCAGUUGUCUUAUAACGAGGCGGAGACCAUGAUCACUGACAGGUAUAGAUGGGAACCUGCAUUUGACUCUGUAGAAGACUGUGUCACAGUGGCUUAUCGUUUUGCAAAAGCUCGAAGGAAGGACAGACUGGGCUCAGAUUGGGCUUAUUCUCAACCUGAUGAUCAGAGAUUGCCAGGAAAGCGCAAAGCCAAUAUGAUGGUGGAAGAGCUGAGUGUGUUAUUUAAUACACUUGCAUCGAAGGAUUUGAUUGACUCGAGGAAAACCUGGGAUCGCACACCCCUUCGCUGUCAGGCAGAACCUGACACUGAAAAGAUAAAAAAUUUCAAGGAGACAUGUGGAAAACUAAUACCUCUGUCUUUUCAUGUGCGGCACAAAGUUGGCAAAGUUGGCAAAGUUGACGAAGUACACGAAGACGACGAAGUAGACGAAGAUGACGAAGACGACGAAGAAGUUGACGAAAUUGGCGAACAACCCUCAAGCUGUGAAAACAUCCGCAUACUCACACAAGUGUGGGAAGAUAUCCAGUCAGCUGCCAGAGCAGAUGAUAUUGACAAAAUGGUUGACCUAAUUGCGGCAGAUGACAUCCACCCUGAGCUCCAACCAGUCGUUGCUCAGUUCAGAAAAUGUUCCAGUAAAGCUAAAGUCAUUUGUUCCAACUCCAGAGAACAGUUUAAGCAUUAUUCUCUGAACGUAGAUUCUUACACACAAGCCACCUCACCAAUACGGCGGUACAUGGACCUCAUCUCGCAGAGACUUUUGCACUCCAUGAUACAUAACCGGAGAUCGCAAUACACUGCGGACAAGAUUGCAACUUUGUGUAGUCAAUUUGAGGACAAUCUCAAGAAAGCCAAGGAGUAUGAACAAAGGGUCGAGCAGGUCUCCUAUGCAGUGAGCAUGAAGAAACAAAGUGCUUCCAAGCUAGCCUUUGUUGGGAGUCCCAACCGAGACAGUGUUCCAGUGGCAUUUCCUUUUAACAAAAACGUAUUUGCAGAAGGUUUAUCAGUUAUGUACAAGGAUUUACAAUUGUGUGACCAACCCAUUCUUGAUGAAAAAAAUUGCUGCAUCACUCUUACUUGGAAAAGGCGGAUCUACGCAGUUGAAGACAUUCAAAUCCACAAAGAGUUGAAAAUGCCAAACUGUGGUCCUUGCAUUGAGCUUCCACUGAUCACAUGGAAAGCCACUUUUGAAGCAAUCGACAAAGAAAACUGGGAUCAUGCAAAGUUUCUCACAAUGGAAGCUAAUGCUAAGCAGCUGGAAAAAGCAAUUAUCCUGCCACAAUCGUCUGAAACGCCACCUCAUAAGACAAAGUCAUGUGACUCUGAAGGGCAGGAGGAACCAAGGGAGCAUGAGGUUGAGAUAAAAUUCCAGUUGCAGAGAGGUGACACCCUUCAGAUCCAAAUGACCACUGAGGUAAGAAGAGGUUACAACUUGCCUGCUGUUCAGUUGGUGCGGAUUAAACCAAAGUUUGAGAUCUGUGUGGACCAUGUCCACAGCGCCAUCACAUGCUUCGCCAGAUAUGCAGAGGAACCAUCAAAAAUAUUUUAUAGAGACACCAAUGAGUAUGUACAGAUCUGGAUACCAUUGUGUAAAAUGGAAUCUGCUUCCUGUGCAGUGGAUGAGAGUGACAGCAUAGUCAUUGAGAACCUUGUGGUAAACUUCCGUCCAAAGCAGGAAGGCAGACUAACAGGGAGCUUCUUCUUACCUAUUGCAUGGAUCACUGAAUGGGCCAUUGAAUGUAACCUUUCAAAGUGCUUACUGUGCAUACGGAAAAGAGGUUUGACGCUGCCUUCAACCCCAGAACAUUCUGCUCUGGUGGACCCAAGAGAGUUCACAUGGGUGGCCCAUGGUGUCACAAUAAGAGUAGAACCAAAAAGACCUCCAAAUGAAGGAAGUGAAGUGGAGUUCUAUGUCCAUCACCUGCCGAUGGAGAACAUUCCUGAUUGCGUCUUUCAGAAAAACACUUCUUUCACAGUUGAAAUAAUCCCAAAGCUUCUGCCUGACAUCCGGAAAGAAGAGGCUGUGCUCAGCAUUACGUAUGCAUGUGACCUUGUCAAGGCUAUAGCACUUGGAGCACACAUUCCAAGAGAGGUAAAAGCAGUGUGGAACCACCAGAGGAGAGAGCUACUCUAUGGACUGCCAUCGUUUAACCAGAGUCAGCAUCUUGCUGUGGAGAAAGCUCUAAACAAUACCUUCACAAUUAUACAGGGACCACCUGGGACCGGAAAGACAGUCGUAGGUGUGAAGAUAGUGCUCGAUUUCUUUCAGCAGAACACUUUGAAUCCACGGAAUAAUGUGGACCCAAGGGAUGAGAAGAAGAAACAAGUUAUUCUCUACUGCGGCCCAUCCAACAAGUCUGUUGAUGUUGUUGCAGAGUACCUACUGAGAUUUGGGGACAAACUCAGGCCCCUCAGGUUCUAUGGCCAACAAGUGGAGAUGCUUGAUUACCCCUUUCCAGACUGCACUCUGCAGUUUUCCCGGAGGUCAAUCCGUCAAGAACGUGCCAAACCAGAGCUCAGGAGCAUCACUCUGCAUCACCGCAUGCGAGAGGACACUAACCCUUGUUCAGGUCAAAUAAAGGAUUUUGAUCAACGCAUUGGUGCACAAACAAAAUUGACUGAUGAAGAAGUGAAAGAAUACAAAAUACUUCUGGCAAAGGCUCGUAAAUAUGAGUUUGAACAGCAUGACGUCAUACUGUGUACAUGCACACAGUCUUCCACCCCAAAUCUGACAAAGACGGUCAGUGCACGUCAGAUCCUCAUUGAUGAAUGUGCAAUGGCCACUGAACCCCAGGCCCUGAUUCCAUUAGCCUGCAACCGUCCAGAAAAGAUUGUUUUGAUUGGGGACCAUAAACAGUUACGACCCGUUGUGAAGGAUGUGCAUGUGAGGAAGCUGGGGAUGGCCAAGUCCCUAUUUGAACGUUACCAUGCAAUGCAAAAGAAGAGGGCAGUCAUGCUGGACACCCAGUACAGAAUGCAUGAGGAUAUAUGCGAGUUCCCGUCUCAAGAAUUUUACGAGGGAAAUCUGAAAACCGGAGAGGUGCAGCCGAGCAGCGUCCUCCGUGUUGACAACAAGCCCAUGCCGAUCGUUUUUGGGGACAUCAAAGGAAAGACCGUCAGCCUGGUGGUCAGCACAGCUAAGGGCAACGAGAACUCCAAAGCCAACGAGGAAGAGAGAAUCAAAGUGGUUGAAAUUGCUGAAAAGCUGGUGACUAAAGCCAACAUCAAACAGCUAAGUAUUGUGAUUCUGUCCCCCUAUAAUGCCCAAGUGUCAGAAAUCCGAGAUGCGCUGAAGAAGAAGAAGUUGGAUAAAAUCACCGUUACCACAAUCACUAAAAGUCAAGGAAGUGAAUGGCGCUACGUCAUCAUAUCUACUGUGUGCUCUCUGCCAAGUGAAGAGAUUGAGGCAGAACCGGAGGGAGCUUGGCUGUCCAAACAUCUGGGCUUUGUGGGCGAUCCCAACCAGAUAAAUGUGGGCAUCACCAGGGCCAAGGAGGGACUGUGCAUCAUUGGGAACCAGGAGUUGCUGAACUGCGGGCGAACUUGGAAAAAGCUCCUGGCCCAUUACAAGCGUCACAACGCAGUGACCGAAGCGGACAAGAUUUCAGUGUUAGAUGUCCCCAAACGUUCGUCUGUAUGAGCAGCACGGCAGAGCGCCUGCAGCACACAGCUUCACAAAGAUGUAUUUUUUUCUUUGAUGUUGCAGAGAUUUUUUUAUGCAAUCUUUUACACUUUUAUACUCUAUUUUGAACUUUUAUAAAAAAAAUUGACAAGUUUUUGUUGGGCUUUACAUGCCUCUGUAAAUAUGAAUUCAUAAAACUUGUCUUAUCAACUUCAUCCCUUUUUUGUAUUUUUAGAUGUGACAAUUUCAUUUUCCAGUUUCAAAGACUAAAUAGUCUUAUGUUUUUUUAGUUUUUACUUUUGUUACUUCAAUUUAAGAAUUGCAUUUUAAUCACAUUUCAGGCUGCAAUACUUUUAAUUCAUCCAUAGGUUUUAAAUGUAUUCCACUGUAUUAACCGCAAAAUCAUUGUUCCUGUUAAGAGAGUUGACAUUUGUUUUUAUUGCUGGUAAGUCCUUACACUGUCUCAUCAUUCAGGGAGAGUAAUCUGUAGUUUGAUGUGAGACCUUCUGAUAUUGUUUUUCAUACUUUAGAUGUUGUAUAUGCAUGUACGAUGUUGGAAAACAUUUUUUUUACUUUGAAUUUUGAAAUAUAAAAUUCUAUGUUGACUUUAAAGUUUUAUUUUUUUUAGGAAAGUAUAGAUUUUGUAAAGUAAUCAGUUUCUCUUUAAGCCUUAUUGCAUUGAUAUGUGUUUAAAAAUGUAAAAUGUUCUAUUCAGAAAUGUAUUGUGUGUUUUUUCAAAUAUAUAUAAACGGCAAACAAAAUGAAAAGGACAGCAAUAGAUAAACGAAACAGCCAAUCCUCAGGUGGGAAAACAAUAUAAGAUUUGAACUUGGUCAGAGGAUAUGUGAGGGAACCCCUACAGAACACAUGAAGCUAAUGAAAUAAAGAGCAGGCCAUGACCUUUGCAUUUAUGGAUAAGGUCUUUUUGUAGGUCGACCCGGAGGUUAGCAUUGCAAUAGCUUUCUCAACAAAAAGAAAAUGCAAUGUUUCCAUUGUCCAUCUGGAAAAUGCACUGAAAGUAAAAGUAAUUGAUUCAGAGAAAAUGUCCCUGUAAUUGUUUCUCAGUAAAAACGUUUUCCGGUUCGUAGCAUAGUGAUAAUAUAGAGAAAUUAAAACUAACCUUGUGCUCAAGUCACAAGGGUAAAAGAGAUGGGCAAAAAUAACUUUUAAUUGCUUAUAGGAAAAUUCUAUAAAUGUUUUCUGUGCAACAAUCUUAAUUUGUAAAGUAACAAGUCACUAAAGCUGUUAGGUAAAUAAUGCAGUGACAAAAGAGCUGCUAAUGAACACCAGGGGGUCCGGGGGCCCUGUGAGAGAAGAGCAGAAACAGAAAAAGCAAGAUGAUUUUCAAAGGUAAUUCAUAUGAACAAAUUUUAGUUGUUUCAAGUGCAUGAAGAUCAUCUAUAUAUGUUGUUGAUAAUAUGGAUUGAAUUUAAAUGUUUGCUAUUGAAACACACUCUACCUGGUAGUUGGCACGGCUCUCAGUGGCAGCCUGCUUCAGCAGCUCUCCUGUGUUCCUACUGUUAUUAUCUUUAUUUGUACUUGUGUCAUUAUUAUAAUAUUACUAUUAUUGUUCAUCUCUAAUAUUUAUUCUUAAUAAAAUGUGUGAAGUCUUCUA
Molecule: messenger RNA, 10581 nt
Organism: Eleginops maclovinus (Patagonian blennie)
Lineage: Eukaryota; Metazoa; Chordata; Actinopteri; Perciformes; Eleginopidae
Product: 3'-5' exoribonuclease HELZ2-like
Exons: 20
Coding region: 213-8984 (2923 amino acids)
Molecular function (GO): ATP hydrolysis activity; RNA nuclease activity; 5'-3' DNA helicase activity
Source: RefSeq, a predicted model, not a curated record